Anthostomella pinea is the source of this 2448-nucleotide messenger RNA. The record is from the annotation of a GenBank genome assembly. Lineage: Eukaryota; Fungi; Ascomycota; Sordariomycetes; Xylariales; Xylariaceae.
AUGAUGAAUUCCAAGCGUUUGGCGCUGGGCCUCCUGACCACAUCGCUAUGCGCGUUCAACGUCGACGCCUUCUGGCGAAUGACAUGCGGGCUCAUCCAGACCGGCCGCAUGGACCCGGUUGUAUUCCCUGGCCAGAUUUCCCCCCAUGUUCACAAAUUCUCAGGGGCAAGCAACGUCAACCUGACCGAAACCUACGAGAAUCUCCAAGCCUCGGAGUGUACUUCUUGCGAGAUAGGGGCCGACCGGUCGUUAUACUGGACUCCCCAGCUCUACUACCAGCAUGCCGACGGCACCUUUGAAGAAGUCCCCAACGGCGGGACCGUUGUCUACUACCUUGGACGCGGCGAGAACCGGACCGGCAUCCAGCCCUUUCCCCCGGGAUUCAAGAUGGUCUCCGGCGACCCAUCUCUUCGCUCCAACGACACCACGACCAUGACAUACAACGACCCCAGCAAAAACAUCGCUGGUCGCCUUGUCUCGGAUCGCGUGUCCUUCGCCUGUCUCGACAGCUCCGGCGGCUUGCCCGAACAGAACUACAUGUUCCGGACCGACUGCGACGAAGGCAUGCGCGCUCAGAUCCACUUCCCGUCUUGUUGGAACGGGCAAGACUUCGAGGCCGACGGAUCGCACGUGGCAUACAUGUCCCAAAUCGACAACGGUGUCUGCCCUCCAACACACCCAAUACCGCUCAUCCAUCUGUUUUUCGAGAUGUACUAUGACGUGAACAACAUCAAGAAGGACGGAGGGAGUUUUGUGUUCGCACAGGGAGAUCCGACAGGUUUCGGCUUCCACGGAGACUUCAUAAACGGCUGGGAUCAGACCGUCCUCCAGGAUGCCAUCGAGCAGUGCGUCAAUAACGACAGCCUCAACGGCGUGAUCUCCCAGUGCCCACCACUGGCUAAGUCGCAGACCCCCUAUGCCAGCGUCAACUGUCCCGAACGCCAGGCCAUUGUCAACGAGCAAGUUAAAGGCACCCUCAGCCAGUUGCCUGGUUGCAAUCCGGUCACCCCUGGCCCCGCGCGUGCUGCCAUGCAAUCCUGCCCGGACUAUAUGACACCCAGUUUCAACUACAUUCCAGACCUAGGGCCGGCCGCCAUGCUCGAUCCUGUCGUUGGGCAGAAGCUCGGCGGGAGCUCCUGGGCGUUUGCUGGCUGCGCAAACGAAGCGAGCAGUGCCAGGGUACUGAAUGGGCCCUCAUCCAGCUCGGUCAACAUGACCAUCGAGGCCUGUACGACAUCGUGCAAGAGCAAUGGCUACCCCUUUGCCGGACUCGAGAACUCGAAGGAAUGCUACUGUGGAAAUAGCCUUGCACCUUCAGCUAUGGCCAACUGCACCAUCCCUAAGAUGAUCUGUGCCGGCAACAAUACAGAGUGGUGCGGUGCCCCGAGUUUCCUCACCGUGUGGAACGACACCUCACUCACGGCCGCUACCCCUCUGGUUGUUGGCUCCACGAGGAUUAGCAACAACAGCGCGGUCUACGCGGGCUGCUUCAGCGACCCCGGCGGCAACUCCAGGGCGCUCUUGGGCGCCUCCAAUGUCGACACUGUGGGCAUGACGAACGAGGUCUGUGUAGCCUUCUGCCAGAGCAAGGGAUACACGAUCGCAGGCACCGAAUACUCUCAGGAGUGUUACUGCAGCAAUGCCAACACCGGCACGACGAUCAUGGACGUCACUAGAUGUGAUUCCAUCUGUAAGGGCGACCCGCGAGAACUCUGCGGUUCGAGCGGGAAGAUGAGCGUCUGGAACAUCACCCAGGCGCAGACCGGGACCCCUCCGCCAGUCACUAAGCCGGUACCUGCGGUAGCCAACGGAACGGCCAGCUACGUUGGCUGCUACACCGAAAUCAGCGGGCGUACACUCGACAAGGCUUCCUACUCGAGCGACACCAUGUCCGUCGACUCCUGCGCCUCCUUUUGCCAGAGCAAAAACUACGCGCUAUUUGGCGUGGAGUACGCGCAGCAGUGUUACUGCAGCAACACGAUCAAGUCACCCUCGGCGGUCUCUGCAGAGAGCCAGUGUAGUAUGGCUUGUAAGGGUGACCCGACACAAACGUGCGGUGGCUCGUCGAAACUUUCCAUCUGGAACAACACGCUGUUCGCGCCCACGCACAACGUGGCCUCGGUCAACGGCAGACAGUACGCGUACCUGGGCUGCUACACCGAAGGAACCAAUGGGCGGGCUCUGGGCGCCCUGAGUAGCGCCACCAAGAGCGACUCGACGACCAACAAGCAGAUGACUAUCGAGCUGUGCGGGAGCUACUGUGCCAGCAAGGGCUUCAAGUACAUGGGCGUCGAGUACGGGACCGAGUGCUACUGCAACAACGACGGGCUGGUUAACGGGGCUUCGAAGGCGAGCGAGACGGACUGCAGCAUGACUUGCCCGGGCGAUCAUAGGGAGUGGUGCGGUGCUGGUUCGAGGCUCAGUGUCUAUAAGGCUCCUGGUGCCUAA